Ornithorhynchus anatinus (platypus) is the source of this 3650-nucleotide messenger RNA. RefSeq names its product 1-acylglycerol-3-phosphate O-acyltransferase 5 (gene AGPAT5). The record is from RefSeq and is a predicted model, not a curated record. The transcript has 8 exons. Gene Ontology annotation, cellular component: mitochondrion; endomembrane system. Gene Ontology annotation, molecular function: acyltransferase activity. Bases 134 to 1234 code for a protein of 366 amino acids. NCBI's taxonomy places the organism in Eukaryota, Metazoa, Chordata, Mammalia, Monotremata, Ornithorhynchidae.
GGGCGACGAUGAGGGGGGAGAAGCAGCGGCUCGUCGGGGGCCGGCCCGUCGGGCGGUCGGCCGGUCCUUGCGUGUGAGGGGAGGGGAGGGGAGGGGAGGGGAGGGGAGGAGAGGGCGGGCCCGGGCCCCGAAGAUGCUGCUGUCCCUGGUGCUCCACACCUACUCUAUGCGCUACGUGCUGCCGGCCGCCGUCAUGAUGGGCACGGCCCCCACCUACAUCCUGGCCUGGGCCUCCUGGCGCCUGCUGGCCGCCCUCUGCCCGGCCUCCCGCCUCUACCGGGAGCUGGACGACCGGCUCUACGCCAUCUACCAGAGCAUGGUGCUCUUCUUCUUCGAGAACUACACCGGCGUGCAGAUAAUACUAUAUGGGGAUUUGCCAAAAAAUAAAGAGAAUGUCAUAUAUUUAUCAAAUCAUCAGUGCACAGUUGACUGGAUUGUUGCUGACAUUUUGGCAGUCAGACAGAAUGCUCUUGGACAUGUACGAUAUGUUCUGAAAGAUGGCUUAAAAUGGCUCCCAUUGUAUGGCUGGUAUUUUUCUCAGCACGGAGGGAUUUAUGUAAAACGAAGUGCCAAAUUCAAUGAAAAAGAAAUGAAAAAUAAACUGCAGACCCAAGUGAAAGCAGGAACUCCAAUGUAUCUUGUGAUUUUUCCAGAAGGAACACGGUACAAUCCAGAGCUUCCGAAAGUAAUUGCAGAUAGUCAGUCAUUUGCUUCUAAAGCAGGUCUCUCAGUGUUAAAACAUGUUUUAACACCACGAGUGAAAGCAACACAUGUUGCAAUUGACUCCAUGAAGAAUUAUUUAGAUGCAGUGUACGAUGUCACUGUAGCAUAUGAAGGUACUGUGGACCAUAAAGGACAGAGGAAAAUAGCACCAUCCAUGACUGAAUUCCUGUGCAAAGAAUGUCCCAAAGUUCAUAUUCACAUUGAUCGCAUAGACCUAAAAGAUAUUCCAGAAGAACAGAUUUAUAUGAAAAGAUGGCUUCAUGAACGCUUUGAAAUCAAGGAUAAGUUGCUUAUAGAGUUUUAUGAUGCAAAGGAUUCCGAAAGGAGAAACAGGUUUCCCGGAAAGUGUGUUCACUCCAAACUGAGCCUCAAGAAAACUUUACCAUCCUUACUGUUCUUAGGCGGCCUGACCGCUAGCAUGCUUCUGACCGAGGCUGGAAGGAAACUGUAUGUGAGAACGUGGAUAUAUGGAACUUUAAUCGGCUGCCUGUGGGUUAGUAUUAAAGCCUGAGCAGACGCUGACUCGAAUCAGUGGGACGGGCUGCCCUGGCUCUUGGAGGCUGCGCGUAACGGCAGACUGGCUCCCGGAUGCAGAAAGAAGUGUAAAUAAAGCCUUACCUGAUUGAACGUCGGAUUCUUUAGAAAUUGUGGCUUCAGCCUACGCGCGAUUGGUCGGGAGCAGAUGUAUGUAGUUUGACGUGCGUACUACUGAAUUUGCCGGCGAGGCGACCGACCCGUUCUCAGUCACGUUACGUCGCAUCCCCCGUGAUCUCAAUGCCCAUCUUAAAUAGGCCGCAGGAGGUUAGUGGAGGUUUAGAGCGUGGGAUUGGCCCGGGACUUAAAUGGACCAGGAAAUGUAUUUCCCGGCACUACUUUAGGAUAACGAUUCUUCCGCUGUUCCUCUUUAGUUUUUCCGUAAGUGGACCUUAGCCCAGCCACUUUGUUCUUUUCAAUCCUAUGGGAGUUUUAUUUGGGGGUCCGGGUGUUCUCAGGGGCGAUCGAAGAAAUCCGUGCGGAGAUCAGAUGUUCCCCGAAAAGUUAACGAGAUAUUCUUGGGGAAAGAGGGUGUGUUUAUCUAGAGUGUGAUCUAUUGAUUAUAUCGCUUCAUUAGCUUAUUUAAUUAUGUACGCAAAACAUUUAAUUGUAACUUUAAUUUUCAUCACAGCAGCAGCCUAUUUUGUGCACCCUGUACUGCGCAUAAAAGAAUGUACAGGGUCAAAUGAAAAACACUUAAAACUGCGGGCUAAUCAGAUUGUGUUUAAGAGUACGCGAACUAGAACCGUAGAAUAUAUGUGCCAUAAAUAGUAGAGCUGGUUGAAGUUGCACGUUACUUGGUGAUUAGCGGAACCACCGAGUGUGAUCUGAACAAGUGCUGCGGUACGGUUAUGGUUCAAGGUAGUCCGUUGAGAUAACAAGGAAAAUUCAGAUGUUCCUGCUACCCUUUCAAAGCGCGUGCAUUUUGCCUACUAAUCUAUGAUUUAGCUUAAUAUCUGGUUACCGUAUAAUUUUCACGGUGUCACGUAGACUUCUUUUGGAUUCUGAUGCAUCGAAGUUGGAUUGAAGUUUGGGGUGUCGAUAUGUAUGGUUUGCACUGUAGAUUAAUAGGGAGAGAAAUGCAUAUCCAGCCAGUGUUUGGCCUGCUUAAAAAUGAACUCUCUUAAGCCUUUGUGAGUGGAUUUCCACUGUGACUGCCAACGCCUUUUAUAAUUAUCUCAUGUCGAGAAAUUCCAGUUGCUGGAGUCAGUGGAAUACUUAGUACCCCAAGACCAGAGGAAUGAUCUUGACCCAAUUCCGCUGGAAAAUCUUGACUCCUAACAUCAAAAUGCAAGAACGAGAUUACAUUUUAUCUCUCGCCUCUGAACUCCUUUUGGUGUAGCCUCUAUUGGGUUUAAUGUCAUCUGGCAGGGCUAAAUAAAGCUCAUCGUAGCAAAUGAGGAAGUUAUUUAAGAAAGAACCGCUAAACCUUUGAAAUCCAUAUCAUCUUCUGUUACCUAAGUUUAUGCCUUCAUCAAUUUCCCGGGCGACCUUUAAACUCGCCAUUUGGUAUUUCUUGAAAAUGGACGUCUUUUGUUACCGAAUUGCUAUCUCUAUUACUGAGGCAACGAGACGUUAACUGAAUCACGAUGAACCAACUGAAAAGUACUACGGGGAAUUUAGUCGAGGACGAUAUUGUCUUAAGUGUCUGAAUCCAGAGUGAAACCCUGUUCAAGUAACAGCCUUAAAGACCUCUGUGGUGAGCAAAUGCAUCAGGCGGUCGGUCUCUCCCGAAGGGGUUAAAGAGACGAAACCUCUAUCUCUGAUGCUCUGAUGCCAAACUAUUAACUUUAUUUUCCAAUACGAAGUAGAAUUUGGAAUGAAGCCUCAAUGUCUUGAAUGAAUAACCACCUUGGAAAGCAGCCCCCCAAAAUGGCAGGCAAGAGAAGAAAAUUAAAUGGAAGUUUCGCAGUGUAGUUUGAGCAGAAUAAUUAUUAUAAGGGGUAUGCAGUAGGUUUAAAUUUUAAAAUGCAUUCCUGUUGGAUUUAUGUGAACUCUAAAUAGUACAGAAGGGCAAAGCAGCCAGCUUGUUCUGACCUAGACUGUCCUGCGUCUGACUACCCAAGCACACUUCCCACGAAAAAAACCAACAACUGAUGAAUAGAAAUUGAAAUUUGUUUUUCUUUUGUAUUAAAUCCAUGGAGAGUCUGUUCUAAUAUGCACUGAUAUUCACUUGGAUUAUUCCUUAGUCAAGAGCCAUUUGUUCAUUUUUGGUUUCGAUUUGACUUGUGUUCUUACAUAAAAUGUUAUCCUUUAAGCUUUUAUGUUUUUGCCGUCGUUGUUUACAGCGUAAUUAUUCUUUACCAAAACGCAAUCACCGUGCAUGCUUUUUAUGCUUUUUCAGCAAAGGGGUUUGUGUGAAAGUCAGCAAAAUAAAAUCUUUCAUCGUCUCA